Molecule: messenger RNA, 2622 nt
Organism: Dreissena polymorpha
Lineage: Eukaryota; Metazoa; Mollusca; Bivalvia; Myida; Dreissenidae
Exons: 3
Coding region: 1293-2399 (368 amino acids)
Biological process (GO): DNA recombination; DNA integration
Molecular function (GO): DNA binding
Source: RefSeq, a predicted model, not a curated record
AUGACGCAGCCACCGCAGCAAGGAAUAGCAGAACGAGGCUUAUCAGCAGCUUGGAAAGCAGCAAAAAUCAAUAAGAAAUUAAAUCUGAUUAAUCUUAAGCGUACAGGAUAUCUAGUGCAAGGAAAUUAACUGACUGAUGCGAUGGAGAACGGAAACCCUCCAGGUGCCCCAGAGCAAGCGGGCGAGUCCACUUCAAAGUCGCGGGGUGAUGCCAUAUUGGCCGAACUGGAAGCAAAUAUGGGCAAAUUCGCGUCAAUUGCUACCAGUGUCAAGGACAUGUCGGCGAGCAUUGCAAGCUUAAGAACGGAUAUCAAUGAAUUGAAGCGGAAAAGAACGCCAGAACAAGAUUCUGAUGACCAAGGACCUUCCUCAAAAAAGGAUCAAUCCGACGAACCAGAAGAAAUGGACUCGUCCGAUGACGAUGACGAAUUUGACGAUGAAUUGGAAGAAUUCCUGUCAAAUAAAAAACCAGAAGCUGAAGAAGACGAUUUCUGGCAAGACUUAAAUGACUUCGUAGCUGAAAAUGAAGACGUAGGCGAAGAAGUAUCAGAAAAAAUUGCGUCCAUAUCGCAGAAAGCGCUUCAAUGUAAUGCAGAUGAAAAGAAAAUCAAAGAAAUCAAAGAACGAAACAAAAGACCGAAAAACAUACCAAACCUCAAAAUUCCCCAAGUUGAUGAAUUUCUAUGGCGACAACUACGUGCAUCAACUAGAAACAAUGACUUCAUUUUGCAAAAAAUGCACAACACUUUGGCUUCGACGGCUGUACCCAUCAUCAAGGCCCUGGAUCAUCUGCAGACAUCAAACGACAAUAAGCUGAAGGCAUACCUUUCCGAUGCAUUCAAGUUGAUAACGAAUGGCAUAUCCAAGAACGUGGAGGUCAGACGAGAAAAGAUAAAAAGAGAAAUGGCCCCAAAAUACAAACACUUGGCCAAAUUGGAAAAAUCAGCAGACAAACUGUUUGGGGAUAAACUGUCAGACAACAUCAAGGCCGUUGACAACACGAAGAUUGUCGUGGCACAGCCACAAACAUCCAACAUGCGGCCGACAGUAGGUCAAAACUUCCGGCAAAAGGGAAAAAAGGGUUUUUUAGGCCAGAGGAACCGGUGGGAACACAACAAUCCCACCGGCUACUACCCCCAGAGCCAGAAGAAGCCGAUGAGGAAGUAUUUUCCAGGCAAAAACAACAACAAAGCACAGAUACGGAAGAACUAAAAACAGGAGAAAAUCCUGUUGCCUCGGGUGCUGCAGAAAAUAGCUCAAGACGCCGCCGAAGCGGUGCUCGUGUGUCCAAUAUGGCCGACUCAACCAUGGUGGCCAAGCCUGGUGCCAAUGAUAUGUGCAGAGUGUUACCUACUUCCACAGUCGCAGGAAAUUCUAAUUUUAACACACAAACCCGAGCAAGUACAUCCACUUCAAAAAAUGAGACUCGCAGUUUUCAAAUUAUCAGGAAGGUCCUCAAAAGCCAUGGAAUUUCAAAGUCAACAAGAGACAUUAUUCUUCAGUCUUGGCGAAGCAGUACCAAAAAACAAUAUGACAUUUAUCUUAGAAAAUGGUUUACUUACUGCAAAAAAUCAACUAAUCCCAUUAAACCCCAUAUAAAUGAAGUUUUACAAUUUCUUACCCAGCUAUACACGAACGGACUAAACUAUAGUGCACUAAACACUGCACGUAGUGCUUUAAGUAUUUUUCUCAACAUGUGUAGUAAUAUAAAUAUUCAUGAUAAUGAACUUAUAUCACGAUUCAUGAAGGGUUGUUUCAACAGUCGUCCGUCAUUGCCACGUUAUUGUCAUAUGUGGGAUGUUAAAGUUGUUUUGGACUAUCUUCAUACAUUAAAGAUCUCCACAUUGUUAGAUCUAUCUAGAAAACUGUGUAUACUGCUUUUGUUGGUUACUGGCCAACGCUGCCAGACAAUACAUUCAAUACAACUGAAUGACAUUUCAUUUGACAAAAAUACGACAAUGGUUACUAUACAACUAAAUACAUUGUUAAAACAAUCUCGACCGGGAAAACAUUUAAAGCCUAUGUAUUUAAAAGCUUAUGAGGGUAAAAUGAAUGUUUGUGUUGUUAAAACGUUAGUUGAAUAUUUGGACCGUACUAAAGAAAUUCGAGACAGUCAGUUUUUAUUCAUAACAACUACUAGUCCGUACAAGACCGCCUCAAAAUCUACCAUUAGUCGUUGGAUUAAAGACAUUAUGAGAGCGGCUGGUGUUGAUGAAGUAUUCAAACCACACAGUACUAGAUCAGCCGCCACUUCUAAGGCGAGUCUGGUAGGGCUGUCCUUACAGCAUAUUUUAGACACUGCUGGGUGGUCAAAUGCAAAAACGUUUGCAACAUUCUAUCAAAAAACUAUUGUAGAACCAUCUUCUAUGCAAUUUCAAUCAGCCGUGUUGGAUACAUGAAAUAAAUGCUGUGUAUUUUAAAAAAUGUGUUGCUAUAUUUAUUGAAUAGACAAAAUUUGUCGGUUCUCUAAAAUCUCGUGAGGGGCUCUUUGGGGGAUAUGCAGGAGAUAAAAUUGAAUAAUUAAUCGAGACUUACCUAGUAAGGUGAAGGUUGAUUAUAAUUUUAUCUCCUGCAAUCCCCCCAAAGAGCUCAUCACGCCCACCCUAUGGUACCCACCCUAAU